UGUCAAUCAUACUUCUCAAGGCUCAGAAAAGGACACAAACAAAUUUGAUUUAUCACCCCGGGACAGAACUUUGGAGCAGAACAUUUUGAACUCACCCUUGGGCCCCGGGGCACUGCGCUCUGAGUAACCCACCGACCAGGCGCAGGGUUCACAGGGACCCUGCCACCUGCGAGCCCCACGCGCUCUCCCUGCUUCCCAUUCGAUUGUAGUUUUUGAACUAAAAUAGACAUCGAUGACUAGCCCCCGGUGUUUCUGCGGACGAUGCCCCGUCAGCCGUCUGGCUGAGCUCACCGCUCACCAGGGAGACCCGAGACCUGAGCCACCAAGCGCGGGGGCGCCGCCAAUCAUCCAGCAGGGCGCACGCCGCGCCCCUCUCUCAGCAGGACAGCCCACCCACCUGCUCCUCUUACGCCCCUCUGCUGCCACCAAGACCGUCCGCCACUCACCUCCCGGGUGCGGGUGGCGCUGACAGUCCCUGGUCUGGCCGCUGCGCCGAUCCCGCUUCAAGGCUGUUUACACCCGCGAGCAACACCCUGAACGGAAGGGCCCACGCUGCCCGGAGGCUCCCGGGCCUGUGCGCUAACAGGCUAUAUUUGUAAGCAGAUAAUAUGAUCUGGAGGACAUGUGCUGAUAAACCAUCUAUCUAUUCUAUGUGACUCAGCCCAGCAUGAGACAAAACAGACUUGGUAGGGGAGGGCUUGGCACCGCGCACAGGCCUGCCAGUUUGAGCCCCAAAGCAGGAUUGUCUGCACGCCUCCGACAGAGCCAGACCUUUUCACAUUGGAAAUCCCGAAGGGUACAGCAAAAGAGGGUCAGAAAGGAGAAUGGGUCACAUGUUCGUGACUCUCGAGGUUAGGAACCAAACAAAAAGCAGGAUUAGAAAACACAGCAAGUGUGAUUUUCUUCGUGGCCAUUUCCAACAUGUUUGAACUGGGAUUAGCUGCCGGGCUGGGCCACCACGAACUUACACGUACAUCUCUGGGAGACCUGGGCUUCAGGGAUGGAAGUAUCCCGUCCCAGAAGGAACCUGCAGUUCGUUCCCGAUCUUUCCAGUUUGUGCCGUCCAUUGGAGUACAGGACAGUAAGGAGCUAAACAAAACCUGCUGUCUGAAUGGGGGCACCUGCAUCCUGGGGUCCUUCUGUGCCUGCCCCGCUUCCUUCUAUGGACGGAACUGUGAACACGAUGUGCGCAGAGAGAACUGUGGGUCUUUGCUGCAUGGUGCUUGGCUGCCCAAGAAGUGCUCCCUGUGCAAAUGCUGGCACGGCCAGCUCCGCUGUUUUCCUCAGGCGUUUAUCUCUGGUUGUGAGAACCACGCAAUGGAAGAGCACCUCGCAGUUUCCAGGACUCCAGGAUUAGCCUCCUCUGCAUGUACUGCUCUCAUGCUGGCUGGCCUCUGCCUUUUUAUUCAAUGUUAAUAGUUAAUUGACAUUUGCCUUUUUUUGGAAAUACAAGUUUAGUUAUCAUGAGAAUUUCAUGAUUAGUAAAGGCUGUAGUGCUCCAAAGUCCUAACUAAAAGAUGAUCAUUUGUUAUUUGCCUUAAAAUAGUGCAUGUUUCCAUACUGAUCCCUAACACAUCCUUAAAGCACCAAGUACUUUUUACCUUUGCUCUGCUGUCUCUACAAAAGCUACUUUAAAAAAAAAAGGUCAUCCCUGUUGACCUUGUGUCCAA
Messenger RNA from Sciurus carolinensis (gray squirrel), 1670 nucleotides. It is a transcript of the gene Cripto, whose product is annotated as teratocarcinoma-derived growth factor 1. NCBI's taxonomy places the organism in Eukaryota, Metazoa, Chordata, Mammalia, Rodentia, Sciuridae. The coding region runs from base 922 to 1416 and encodes 164 amino acids. The transcript is spliced from 6 exons. The record is from RefSeq and is a predicted model, not a curated record.